Molecule: messenger RNA, 4441 nt
Organism: Drosophila pseudoobscura
Lineage: Eukaryota; Metazoa; Arthropoda; Insecta; Diptera; Drosophilidae
Exons: 8
Coding region: 856-4110 (1084 amino acids)
Biological process (GO): proteolysis
Molecular function (GO): serine-type endopeptidase activity; protein binding
Source: RefSeq, a predicted model, not a curated record
AUCUCAGUUGCGCACAAAUUUCUUGCAACGGCACGAUGUUAGAGGCAUGCCUCACGUCCAGCUCAAACUGGCGAAGCAGCAACUGGCGCCCAAAACAGCUGGCGGCGACGCAGAAGAACAACUUAUGGCUCGCUGUGACGGCUGAAGACUUGUCUGGCCAAGUUAGUCUGAGUUUUACCACGGCCCGAGACGGUUUAAGCCAAGCGACGCGAUUAUAAUACGGAAUCCGAAUACGAAUGCGAGUUCGAGUCCGAACCGUACCGUACCAUACCGAGUCGUUUAUUUGCUCUAUAAGAAAGAAAGAAAGGUGCGCGCGCGCAUGCGCUGUCGUUUAAACCAAGCUGAAAGUAAUAUUAAUAGUAUUAAGAAAACCGAAAAAGCGAGUGGAGUGUUCUGCAAGACAGAGCGUGAAGUGCAGCCGACUGCUGAAUUGUUUUUGUUUUGUUUUGUUUUGUUUUGUUCAAGCCUUUGCAUUGUUGUUGUUGGUAAAUAGUUUAUACAGAUAAAUAUGCGGAAAAUCUAAUCCGUUAAAACGUAACAAUAAACGACGUCAACUGGCUAUUGAUUACAAGAUUACAAGUCGUGUGUGUGACACUUUUGCAGUGCAGGAAAACAGGUUAUUGUCAUUGCUAUUUAUUGUUGCUGUUGCCUUUGCUGUUGCUGUUCCUGGUGCUGAGGGCAUUUUGGCACACUCACCUGCUCGCUCGCUGGCAGCCUGGCAGAAACGCGGUCAUGCCGCUUAACCUGCCCUGGUUAUAGAUCCCGACCCAAAGCGUAUUUAUCAGUGGAACCGACGGCGAAGGAGCCGGAACUGGGCGAAGCGGCAGUAGCAGCUGCCUUCCACUACAAUCCAGGAUGUCGGACAUUUACUACUGCAGUAAUAGCCAGAUGAAAAAGUCCCGCGAUGCGGACAAAACUUCAUCCCCGGGGUCACAGGCACAUACCAAUGCGAAUGCGGCAUGCAACAUAGCCGCAGCGACGGCAACGGCGGCUGCAGUGGCAGCAGCUGAUAAAAAGAACAACAACAACAAUUGCAGCAAUCGCAACAAAGACAAAUCCAAUUUGCAGACAAAUGGAGGAGGAGGAGGCAAAAAUUGGAAGGGCAUCGUCCACAGCAAUCCAAAUCCCAAUGGCAAUGGAGGAAGCGGCAACGGCGGCUCCACAGCCCUGCCCCCGAAGGUCUUUCACAAUACUCGCUGUACGCGGCACCACAAGCCCCAUCACAGCCACACCAAUGGAGGAGGAUCAGCAGUAGGAGCGGGAGCAGGUUCCGCAACGAAUGGCUUGGACAUCGCCCAACAAAGAGAGCGAGAACGGGAACGGGAAAGGGAUCGCGACAGGGAGCGAGAGCGGGAGAGGGAGCGCGAGCGCGAGCGGGAGCGGGAACACCAUCUGCAUAUGCACAACCAUGCCCAUGGUCUGAGAAGAAAAUCGGAGUCUGUUCUGUCCACGGAUUCGGAUAUACGCUUCACCCGCCGCAAGCUGGGAGACGGUCAGAAAUGCGGCUGCGCUGUGAUCGCCGGCUUCCUUAUAGCCUUGCUCGUGGCCGGCGCAUUUGUAUAUGUGGGAUACACCUAUUUUCGUCCAGAGCCGCUGCCGGAUCGCGUCUUUCGAGGCCGUUUCAUGGUGCUCAACGACAAGUGGAGCAUGGAUCUGGCCAAUCAGAACUCCCUGCGCUUCCAGCACAAGUCCAGGGACUACAGGGAGAGGAUCAAUCUCACCUUAAGGCGUUCGGAUCUGCGGGAGGCCUACGAGGGCAGCGAGAUCUUGGCCCUAGAUGGAAGCGAGGAUAAUAACAACAUCAUCGUGCACUUCAACAUGAUCUUUGAUCCGUACGCGGGUCUGGUCAGCAGCGGUGAGCUCCUGGCGCUCUUCCAUGAAGAGAUGAGCGACCAUCAGCGGCGGCACUUUGCCAAUAUGACCGUGGAUGUGUCCAGUCUGAGCAUCAAGGAGACCACGGGCCUGAUUGAGGAGCCCAUCAUGUCCAGCUCCCCGCUGGGCGGGCACGAUGAGACCACCGAGCCGGUUGUGACCACCACACCGGCGCCACCGCGUCGCUGUGAGCCCAUCCAGCUGAGUUAUUGCCGCCAGUUGGGCUACAACGUGACCACGUAUCCCAAUCUACUGGGCCAUGCCAGCUACGAGCAGGUGGCUGAAGAUUUGAUCGUCUUCCGGGAGCUCGUGGAUGGGGAAUGCUAUCGGGAAGCCUACGACUUUGUGUGCCGCCUGCUCCAGCCGCCCUGCGAUACCCACGGCUCGAGCAUGCAGCCAACGCCCGGCCAUAUAUGCCGCGAGUACUGUGAAUCCUUCAUGGCCGGCUGUGGUAGUCGAUUGCCCCAGCGUUUCCGUCAGUACUUCGACUGUGAACGCUUCCCGGAGUCGACGGGCACGCAGUCCUGCCAGCAGAAGCCGCACUGUGUCAGCGAUAUGCAGAGCAAUGUGCAGAGUCCACGCCUCUGUGAUGGCUAUGCGGACUGUCCGGAUCUAUCCGACGAGCGCAGCUGCGCCUUCUGCUCCCCCAAUGCCCUAUACUGUGGCAGGGGCCGGGCAUGUGUGCCUCGGAAGGCGCGAUGCGAUGGAAAGGCGGAUUGCCCUGAUGGAGCGGAUGAGAAGGAUUGCCUUUCCAUUGCUCCCCUGGCCGCGGAUCUGCUGCAGCCUGAGCCCCUGGUUCCCUAUUUGUCGCGCUUCCAUGCCGCUGGCUAUGCCGUGUUUUCGGAAAAGGGCGUGGUGGGCAAGCUGUGUGCCGAGGGACUCGAGGGCGAUGCCAAGUUGGUGGUGCGCCAGACCGUCUCCGAGUCGCUAUGCAAGUCAUUGGGCUACGAAUCUGUGGAAAUCUUCGACGUGCAAAACGAUACAGAACAGCUGACGGACUACGUGCGGGUCCUGGAUCCCCAUGCGCCGGAAAUCAGCUUCAUCCGGACGCACUGUCCCCGGCGGCAAGUGUUGUAUGUGGGCUGCGGCGACCUGAGAUGCGGCGUUCAGUCGGCGCUUUUCAAUGCCAAGCAACAUCUGUCGCUGCCUAAGAUGUCGGCCCCUGGGGACUGGCCGUGGUUGGUGGCCCUCUUCCGUGAGGACAUCCAUGUGUGCGAUGGCACGCUCAUAUCGCAGGAUUGGGUCCUCACCACGGAGGGCUGUUUUCAGGGUCAGCCCCGGGCCACCUGGAUGGCCAUUGUGGGUGCGGUGCGGCUCUCCGCCAAAGCCCCGUGGACGCAGAGGCGACGCAUUAUUGGGAUGAUUAAGAGUCCCGUCGAGGGCUCCACAGCGGCGCUGGUGCGCCUGGAGACUCCGGUUAGCUUCUCGGAUCAUGUGCGUCCCAUCUGUCUGCCCGAUGCACUGCAGCGAAGACACCUUGCUGCACCCGCCGUCCAGAGGCGUGCCUAUGUACCAGUUGCCGAGCGCCUGGAGGGGCAACUGCCGGCGGUUCAAGUCCAGCGGAGUCCGCUGGCCCAGGAAACGCAACAGUUCUUCCUGAUACCCUCCCAGGAGCAAAUGGAGGGCUCCGGAAGUACAGAGGAAGCCCCGGAGGAUGAGGCGGAGGAGGAAGAGGAUCAUUAUUCACAGCAGGCGGAAGCAGCAGCCUCGUACAUGCCCAGGGCAGAGGCACUGCACCAGGAGCUGGAUUCCUAUCCCCUGCCCGACCAUGCCCCGCAGGUCAACUAUUAUGGCGGCAGUUCUUCCUCCUCCGCCGCCUACUCCUCGUCCACCACCCGCUCAGCCACAAAGCCAACUGCAGCUGGAGCCCAGCCCGUCCAGUCAGCAGCGCAGGAGCAGAUCUGGACAAACUGCAACACGCUGGGCUGGUCCCGGCAGCGGGAUCACCUGCAGCGAGUCCAGCUAAAGAUCGGUGACAUGGCGCCCUGCGAGAAUGUGUCCAUAGCCACGGUCAACUCCAUGUGCAUGGAGGCCACCUACCAGAAGUACGAUUGCACGCAAGAGGAGUACUCUGGAGCGCCCGUCCAAUGCCUGAUACCAGGCACCAAUCAGUGGGCCCUCAUCGGCGUCUCCUCCUGGCGCAUCGCAUGCGGUCCCACAGGUGUCGAGAGACCGCGUAUGUACGACAAGAUCGCCUCGAAUGCCGCCUGGAUACGGGAGACGGUGAAUGCGGUGUAGCAGCCCGCAACACCCCUAGCAUUUGUAUAAAAAAGAUCAGAAUCAAAUCGAACAACUAUGUAUGUAUCUUUGUAUUAUGUAAAAAGAAACGAGGAGAAAACUUAACCGCUACUAACUGGGCUCCCUUUAUUAGCACAUACUGUAUCUGUACUACUCUUUUUAUACGUAAUCUAUUCUAUUCUAUUUUUUUUUUUUGCUGUUUUGUGUAAUAUUUAUUAACUAUGCUGUAAUUGUAUGUUAAACAUGUCGAAAAAGAAGCACAUUUAGUUGUUAGAAAUUACUUUUAGCUGUUUGUAGAAAGAUAUUGUUGAAUAAAAUGAAAUCAAGUGAA